Molecule: messenger RNA, 519 nt
Organism: Lotus japonicus
Lineage: Eukaryota; Viridiplantae; Streptophyta; Magnoliopsida; Fabales; Fabaceae
Product: NAC domain-containing protein 83-like
Exons: 3
Coding region: 1-519 (172 amino acids)
Biological process (GO): regulation of DNA-templated transcription
Molecular function (GO): DNA binding
Source: RefSeq, a predicted model, not a curated record
AUGGAGGACCUGAUCAUGACUUAUGAAGAUGAGGAUGGGAGUGUUAGGUUGCUACCUGGGUACAUAUUUGAUCCCACUGAUGAGGUUCUUGUGGAUUUUUACCUAAAGAGAAGAGCCUUUGCUCAACCACUUCCUAUUCAAAUCAUCCCAGAUUUUGAUGUGUUUCUCAUUGAGCCUUGGGAUCUUCCAGGAGAUGAAAAGAUUUUCAAUGAGCAAAAGUACUUCUUCUACAACACCAUGGGUCGUGACCUUGAAAACCUUGACAUGGUAGUUGUUGGGAGUGGUCAAUGGAGAGUUAUGGAGAAAGACAAAAAUAUUCCUAUUUCUCAACACAAUGAGGUGAUUGGAAAGAGGAACACCCUGAAUUUUUGGGAAGUUGAAGGCGAAUGUGCUAGAAGGACCAAAUGGGUGAUGCAUGAGUUCCGCCUUGUACUAAUAUCCGACCCAUCUAAGAUGAUAAAUUGGGCUCUGUAUCGUAUUUUUCAGAAUAAGGAUCAUCAAAUAGGGCGAAGAAUGUAA